UGUGGAGGUCGCAGCGCCUGCGCAGUCACUCUUCCUCCAGGCGGCCGCCAUGGCGGGACAAGAGGAUCCGGUGCAGCGAGAGAUUCACCAGGACUGGGCGAACCGGGAGUAUAUUGAAAUCAUCACCAGCAGCAUCAAGAAAAUCUCGGACUUUCUCAACUCUUUCGAUAUGUCUUGUCGUUCAAGACUCGCGACACUAAAUGAGAAAUUGACAGCCCUUGAGCGGAGAAUAGAGUACAUUGAAGCAAGGGUGACAAAGGGUGAGACUCUCACCUAGAGCUGUGCCUGCUGCUGCUGGGAAGUUGCUGUACAGAACACUGGCUAUGUGGGAAAGGCCCAGCAGCCUUCCGCUCCUCCUCUCCUCACAGAGCAACAGGGCUUUUCUUGUUUUUCUUUUUUCAAAAGUGGCCUUUGGGCUCUGCCGUGUGCACCUGGGUUGUGAUGUGGCAUGGGGAAGAAGUCCAGGGACCUCUUGGAAACAGCAUUAGGCAUUUUCCCUUUUCAGUAACAUUGUUUGGAACUGCUUGUCAAUGUUUUUGAGGUGUUGAGAGGCAAAGGCUGGGGCUCGUUAAGGUCCUCCGCACCUCUCAAUCUUUCUCUCAGACCUUCCCUACAGCUCCAGUGGCCUCUGCACUGAUUCUGUCAGCAGUUGGUCCUUCUCUCCGCCUGUGUGGAGGUGGGGCUGUCCUGGCUGAGACUCGUGCUCUGCAGUGUGCUUGCCAGAAAAUGUUGUUGCUAACCCACCAGUUUCUUCUGGGAGAUCGAAGCCAGGCUCCUGGUUGGCUGGAAGGGACAUUUUCAAUUUUCUCUCUGUCACUUGGGGUGUGGUGGCUCUCAUGCUUUCCUAAUAAACUCAACUUCAUCUGA
Messenger RNA from Acomys russatus (golden spiny mouse), 867 nucleotides. RefSeq names its product BRICK1 subunit of SCAR/WAVE actin nucleating complex (gene Brk1). The record is from RefSeq and is a predicted model, not a curated record. Bases 50 to 277 code for a protein of 75 amino acids. NCBI's taxonomy places the organism in Eukaryota, Metazoa, Chordata, Mammalia, Rodentia, Muridae. Gene Ontology annotation, biological process: regulation of actin polymerization or depolymerization; cell motility; actin filament organization. Gene Ontology annotation, cellular component: SCAR complex. Gene Ontology annotation, molecular function: protein-containing complex binding. The transcript is spliced from 3 exons.